Molecule: messenger RNA, 981 nt
Organism: Naegleria gruberi
Lineage: Eukaryota; Heterolobosea; Eutetramitea; Acrasida; Naegleriidae
Exons: 1
Coding region: 1-981 (326 amino acids)
Biological process (GO): proteolysis
Molecular function (GO): metallopeptidase activity
Source: RefSeq, a predicted model, not a curated record
AUGUUUCAACCACCAACUCUCGAUGAAUGCCAACAAGCUCUCGAAUUUACUUCCCUCUCCGAUCAUGAAAAAACAUGUAAAUGUUAUCAAUCACAAUAUUUUGAUCAAUUGACAGAACAAUUGUGGGGAAAUUGGUUGAAUCAACACAAGGAAAGUGGGCAAACUUUUAGAAAUUUCAUGGAUAAACAUCAGGAUGAUGAUUUAUAUUGUAAACAGGAGGAAAGACGAGUGGUUUAUAUUUACCUGUUGGAUAAUGUAUUGAUGGAUGGACAGGUUGACACAACAGCUCAGGAAAUUCAAUUCAAAGACAGAAUUGGAAAUCAUCCAUGUUUGAAAAAGGUGAUUGAGUUUCUGAGAGCUUUUUAUUGGGGAGUUACUGUGAAAGCCAUGCAACCAUCCGAGAAGCAACUUUCUGAUUAUAGAAAUCAAUUCAAAUUUACGAAUAGAAUAACUUCGUUUGGGAAGAAACAGUUUCUAACAAGUGAUAUUAUCAAUUUUCUAAAACAAGUGAAACCUAAAGACUGUUAUUGCAUGUUGGCAUUAACAAGUUUUGAUUUGUAUCCAAAGGAAGAUUGGAAUUAUGUCUUUGGAAUUGCAAAUAUGACCCAUCAAGUUGGAGUUAUUUCUCAUUCGAGAUUUGAUCCAAACUUUAUGAACAAGUUUUAUCCGAUUCUUUCAGAAAAGGAGAAGGAAGAAUUGAUUUUGAAGAGAAGUUGCAAAUUGGCUGCCCAUGAGAUUGGCCAUUUGUUCAAGUUCAAGCAUUGCAUUUAUUAUGAUUGUCUAAUGAAUGGAUACAAUAGCUUAGAGGAGGUGGAUGGGACUUUUAUUGAUAUAUGUCCGAUAGAGAUUAGAAAGUUGAAAGAGUCAAUUGGAUUUGAUGAGCAGGAGAGAUUUGGAAAGAUGAGAGAAUUUUUCAAAGGCAAUGAGGAGUGUUUUGGGAAAGAAUUGGAGUUUGUGGAAAAGAUAUUGAGUAAACCUUAA